Messenger RNA from Cooperia oncophora, 465 nucleotides. NCBI's taxonomy places the organism in Eukaryota, Metazoa, Nematoda, Chromadorea, Rhabditida, Trichostrongylidae. The record is from the annotation of a GenBank genome assembly.
AUGCGUUGCAUUCUCCUACUGGCAGCAGUGUCUGGUGUAAUAGCACAGAGUAUCUCUCAGAGCUCAGGAUAUGAAGAUGCCGAAAGGGUGCAGCCUGCCCCGGUGAACCCGGUAUCAUCUGAUGGGGGUGAUCAGCAAGGGUAUAACAGUGAUGGUGGGCCUCCGCUAACAGCUCCAGUUGAGCCUGCACCGCCUCAACCUGCUCCGGUUGCCCCUCCAGAGCCAACUCCACCUGAAGCUGCUCCAGCAGCAGCGGCACCACCACCACCAUCAACACAGCCCGCAACUGGAGCAGUGGCACCCCCACCGGUAUCAGGACCUCCUCCCGGCCCGUCUGACACGCAAUUCCCAUCAAAUGCCAACUACGAGGCCAAUGCAGCACAGAAUCCACCGCCAGCAAUAAGCGCUGGAAGUAAUGACGGACUUGCGUACACCAAUACGCUCCGCGUUCGCCGCCACUUGUAA